Molecule: messenger RNA, 621 nt
Organism: Prorocentrum cordatum
Lineage: Eukaryota; Dinophyceae; Prorocentrales; Prorocentraceae
Source: the annotation of a GenBank genome assembly
GAAGCCACAGGGGACCAGAUCUCGGCCCUAGCGGCCAGGCUCGCGGAGGAAGUCGCCCCCUACGCGGACAUGGCGGUGUGGGGCCCAUGUGGGAGGCGCCAGCAGAAGGUCAAGCGCUACACCGCGCAGGUGUUCGUAGGCGGCGAGUUGGUCACGCGUCAGCUCAAGGGCCCCUCCUCGUUCGAGCAGUGGCGGGCCUGCUGGCGCGUGUUCCGGACCGCCAUGGUGACCCUCAAGGCAAUGACCCGAGACAACGCUAAAUCGAACGCUGGGGCCAUGAGUGGCUGGUGGUACGAUCACGUCGACAAGCUUGCCUUGAUGGCGCCCCGCCCGGGCACGCAGGCAGCGUCGGCCCCGCAGCAGCCGCGCGCCGAGACGGCCGGCGGGGCCCCCUCGGCGCCAGCGCCAGGCGCCAAACCGAAGGCGAAGCCCAAGAAGGGCUUGGCGGCGCUUGGGGCGCAACGGAAGGACGGCCGCUUCCUUUGGAAGGACGGGCAGGAGCUGUGCUUCACGUGGAACCGGACGCCCGACGGGUGCGUCUCCGGACCGUGCCCGAACAAGCGGAGCCACUCCGGCGAGUGGUGUGUGGGCGGGCACCGUGCCAUCGACAACCAAUGUAAG